GUGGCCGAGGAUGGGGAGCUCCUGGAAGGAGCGCGGGAGACCGGCUCGGCGGUUCGGGGACCGCGGCUGAUGAGGGGAAGUUGAAAGAAUCGGGCGUGUGAAGUCUAGCGGAGAGACAGCUGGUGCGGGGGGGUGGGUUUGGUGAUCAGCUCUCCUCCACCAGGGUAGGACGGGAAGGCCUGGGAUGUUUUUAAGACCAGGUUGGGGCACAGACCCCCUCCCUGGGACAAGCAAGGGUCGUUUAUGCGACGAAGUGGGAACGUUUGGGUGAAGCCGGCCCGUGCCUCAGUUUCCCUCCUGUACGCUACACGGCGACCAAGAGACACAGGCGGGCAGGACAAACAGAGCCGCUGAGGACCUGGCCAAAACCGACUCGGCUCAACGCAAGGGGGGGCCCCAGAGAGACGCCUCUGUGGCCUGGCUCCAGGGGCUGGGGGGCGGGACUGACAAAACCCUGGCAGAAAUUGGGGGGAGGGGUGGGCCUACGCGUCGCCUCGGCAUGGGGGCCUGCGUGACCCAGGGAGUCCGAGCCGAUGGUCGCAGCGGUUCCCUGUCCACCUGGACCAAGCCACGCCGGGGAGGCCCAAACCGGCCACCAACAACCGCCGCUCCGGACUUUGCUGCCAAAUUAGCUGGCUGCCAAAUCAAGAGGCGGACACUUGGGGUGGGAAAAUACCCGGCCCACGGCACAGACGCGAGGACGUCCAUCCAUCCUCCCGCCCGCGGCCGUACCGGAAGGCAGUGGCAACGUGCGGUCGACCCAAGGCAGCUCGUGGCGACCCGACUCUGGAAGCGUCGACCCAUACAUUUCGUUCCCGGCGCUCCCCCGCCCCCUCUCCGAGCAGCGUAGACGCGCAGCCGAGGAAGCUAAUUCGACCCCCGGGCCCUGCUGAUGCCGCACGGCUCCCGGCAACGGCGACCGGCUGUCGGGAGCCGUCCCACCGUGCCCCCUGCAGGAAUCACGUUGCGGAGACGGCAUUACUGCAUGUCGACGUAAGGUAGGUCAGCCUCACGUGGUAGCAUAGACGUGGCCCAAGACAGUCGCUGACUUCUCCAUGGGCAUCAAGUCCUCUCCAAAGCCUACAUCACGAGAAGACCUCUUGGCACCUUAAUUAUGGCUAAUAUUUGUCUUGUCUUUGAGGGCCAAACCCAACAACCAAGAGAAAGCAGCAGGAUGCGGUAAGAUUUCCGGCCUUAUGCGGGAACCGGUUGCGUUGGGAGAACGGUGGAAGACGCCAACGGGAAAACCGAGCGACAAGACCAACGGGGAUGACCAGAGGCAAGCCUACCAUGAGCGCCACGAAGAGUUGGAAGAUCUAGGAAGCAGAGUGAGGAACCAGUCUUGGGGGAGGUCGGUUGCGUUGGCGAAGAGGGACGCUAAAGGUUUUAUCAGGAGAAACCUCACCCACCUACUGGAGAGCCGCUUCGAGGUCCAUCUGAGCUUGAAUCAAGAGCGAAGGCCGUCUUCACUAGGAUUGUCCAAGUCUAUGCUGCCGCCGAGAGCCAUCGAUGCUCAUGACUGCACGGGAAAAGAUUUGCUCCUUUGGAAGGGCACCAAAAGCGUCCUCAAAAAGCCCGCCGCUCGCGGAAAGAAAGCGCAUGAUGGAGGAGCCCGGGAACUCCUCCUCUUGGGACGAUACAAUCAACGCAGGACUGGAAAGACAAGGAGCCAGGCCCGUAAUGAAAGGAGAUUGGCUCCGGGUAUGGAUGUUUGCUCCAAAUCAAGUGUGGAGAAUUUUUAACUCACGUUCAUUUGUCUGAAUUCGCUCUCCCCCCCACCCCGCCCCCGGUCACGGUACCGCCACCGAUCGGCUCCUCGGGAAUUUCCAAGCCGCUGGUUCAGUGAGGCCCGAUGGAAGGUCUCCUCCCUGCCUCACGGGGGGCAGGAGCUGGAAAGGGGGGAUGCAGGGAUUUGCACCAUGACCGCGGGGAGCUGGUGGAAGUAGCGGGCGGGUGGAAGUAGCACGUAGACGGGUGUGGGGGACCGGACGGACAGACGGGAGGAUGGGCGUGUGUGGGGUUCGGUGGAUGGAUGGAUGGAGGGAGGGAGGGGUGGAAGGAGGGAGUGUGUAGGGAUGGAGGCUGGGAUGGAGGAGUGUGGGGGGAUGGAUGGAGGGAUGGAUGGAGGGAGGGGUCCCUCUGUCUCACAACCGUCUCCCCCACCCAGGGCUCUGUGCUUUGCCGUUGUUACUGCUGGGACUCGCUGCACUAACUUGCCCCUCCCCGCUGCACCCCAUUUGCGAUGCUCGAGUCAUGGAGAAAUUCAUCAAGGAGGCCAGAGACACUGAGAACGCCAUGGUACGUUCCCACCCACGUCAGCCCCAAGGGAGGGGUCCCCGGGUCACCCGCCCCCCUGCCCCAGAGGUGGCCGCGUCUCGGUGCCGGGCGAGGGGUCCCCGGCUCCCCGGCCGCCCCGCCCCAGAGGUGGCCGCAUCUCAGCGCCGGGCCAGGGGUCCCCGGGUCACCCGCCGCCCCGCCCCAGAGGUGGCCGCUUCCCGGCGCCGGGCGAGGGGUCCCCGAAGAACCAGCUCCAUGGUGUCAGGCGGUUUGGUCUCGUUACAGGAAGGUUGUACAAAUUCUUGCAACUUAUCAGAAGUUCUCACGGUGCCCGACACGAAAGUUAAUUUUAACGAGUGGAAGAAAAUGGACAGGCAGACGCAGGCGGCGGAGGUGUGGGGGGGGCAGGCCCUACUCUCGGCCGCCGUGCUCCGGGCCCGGGACCUGGUCCCCGACCCGUCCCUGAGCCAGCAGCUGGGCCGCACCUACAGCAACCUGCGCGGCGUCACCCAGAUCCUGCGCAGCCACAACGCCCAGGUGGAGCCGGCCCUGCCCCCAGCCCCGCCCCCCACCCUCGGCAUCCAGACUCUGGCCAAACUCCUCAGCGUCCACUCCAACUUCCUGCGGGGGCGGGUCAAGCUGUUCCUGACGGACGCCUGCCGGCCCGACACCAGGUGAGGGGCUCCCGCCCAGCCCCGACCACCACAGCACUCCGCCCUCUCCCCCCCUCAGAACCUUCCUGGCGGCAGAUGAUUGACAGCCACCAAUCAUCCGCCCACCGGACAGCCGACAUGGAGCCUCAGGAAAAUCUCACUCAGUGACUGACAGCUGUCAAUCAUCCCAGAAUCCUGGCUUACAGCAAGGAAGAGGGGGGUUUAAACUUUGAUGGGUGACUGACAGCUGUCAAUCAGCCCCCAAACCAGACUGCCUGGACUGUCGCCAUGACAUCAGAGGAGAAAUACGAGGAUGACUGACAGCUGUCCAUCAGCCCUGGCACGGCUCGACGCACCGACUGGAUCUCCCCAACACCCAGCGGGAAAUUACAUCAGUGGAACUGACAGCUGUCUGUCUCUGAAGACUAGUAUCCGGGGGUGGGGUGGGCAGGUGAGGAGUCCGUGCAUAACCAGCCGCCCCGCCCCAGAGGUGGCCGCAUCUCGGCGCCGGGCGAGGGGUCCCCGUGUCACCAGCCGCCCCACCCCAGAGGUGGCCGCAUCUCAGCGCCGGGCGAGGGGUCCCCGUGUUACCAGCCGCCCCACCCCACAGGUGGCCGCAUCUCGGCGCCGGGCGAGGGGUCCCUGGGGCGCCCGCCGCCCCGCCCCAGAGGUGGCCGCAUCUCACUGCCGGGCGAGGGGUCCCCGGGUCACCAGCCGCCCCACCCCAGAGGUGGCCGCAUCUCACUGCCGGGCGAGGAGUCCCCGUGUCACCAGCCGCCCCGCCCCAGAGGUGGCCGCAUCUCGGCGCCGGGCAUGGGGUCCCCGUGUCACCAGCCGCCCCGCCCCAGAGGUGGCCGCAUCUCGGCGCCAGGCGAGGGGUCCCCGGGUCACCAGCCGCCCCGCCCCAGAGGUGGCCGCAUCUCAGCGCCGGGCGAGGGGUCCCCGUGUCACCAGCCGCCCCGCCCCAGAGGUGGCCGCAUCGCAGGGCCACUGGAGAAGGGGGACUGGGCUCGCUGACGGCUGACGAUCCCCCGGACGCGUAGGGAGCCUGGACACACAAAUCUCUCAGCACUGUUUGAAACAGCGACACGGCCAGAGACUCGGAGGCCGACGCGGCGGGGGCCACAGAGUUUAUAUUUGAUGUUAAGUUAAGGUGGAAACUAUUUCGUGUCUGUCUCGUCUCUGCUAAGGGAGGGAGAGGCUGGGGUAGAGGGGCCUGUCCCGUCUGUGGGGACGCCUGCUCCCCUCCAGCCCCAGGCCGGGGAGUGGCUGGCUCGGGGGGGCGGGGAAUCGGGCCCGGGGCCCGUUAGCAAGGCAGCAAGAUGGACUUGGGAACGAACUGGCAGGACUCCUGGGUUCUCUCCCCGGCUCUGGGAGGGGAGCGGGAGCUGGUGGUUUGGAGAGGGGGGCUGGGAGCCAGGACUCCUGGGUUCUCUCCCAUGGUAUCACCCAUUGAGCCCUACUUGCCCUCCUGGGUGUCCCUGUGUUUGGCAAAAGAUGGUUUCAAUCCCCCCCCCCCGGACACACACAUAGGAUCAAA
Messenger RNA from Caretta caretta (loggerhead turtle), 4470 nucleotides. The record is from RefSeq and is a predicted model, not a curated record. NCBI's taxonomy places the organism in Eukaryota, Metazoa, Chordata, Testudines, Cheloniidae.